Messenger RNA from Prorocentrum cordatum, 4154 nucleotides. The record is from the annotation of a GenBank genome assembly. NCBI's taxonomy places the organism in Eukaryota, Dinophyceae, Prorocentrales, Prorocentraceae.
AGGCGCGGGGGGGGCUCUGCUCCCAUGCGUCCUGCCGCGGCCGCCGCUGUCGACCACGGCGCCGCCGAGCCUGGCCCUGGCACGGCGAGGAGAGCACAGGGCCGUGGGCGCGGCUGCGCGCAGCUCGAGGAGCCGGCCGAGGCGCCAUGCCCUUGAAGGUAAAGGAUUACUGCAGCAUCGGCUGGGCCGCCCUCCUCGUGAUCCUCGCGCUGACGGGCCCGCUGCUGGCUUUUGCCGUCCUCUCCUGCACCUCGACAAGGAGCUGCGACGUCUGGGCGACGCUGGCCAGGCAGGGCGCCUACUGCAGGGAGGGCGACAGCCAGAGCCAGCAGCUGAUGCACGAGGAGGAGUGCACCGUGGUCUGUCCCGAGGGCUACUUUGCGAACACCCCCAAGCUGGUGUGCGACGACGGCACGGCGCAGGGGGCCUCGGAGCUCCAGUGCGAGGAGAUCAGGGCGACGGGCGUGGACGGUGGCCUGGUGUCUGGAGCAGUGACAGGCGGCCUGCUACGGGACGUGUGCCCCGCGGCGGCCAACCUGGAGUGCACCGCCGCGGUGGGCUCCACGGCCAUCUUCGUCCAGUACGGGGGCAUCGACCAGGAAACCUGCGCCGCUCUGCUGGAGGAAUGCCGCACGUACAACGAGGCGUUCGACUGGGGCGAGUACGCGUCCGGGGUGUGCACCAUGGGCUGCUUCGCGGAGGUCGUCCUGCAGGAGGCCCUGGCCGCGGCGGCGGCGUCCAUCAACUUCGGCGACGAGGUCGUCGAUGUGUUCUCUGGCGUGGUGUCCCAGUCUGACGUGGAGCUUUGCUCAAGCGGGCUGGUUUGCUACACGAUCGAGGGCAACUGCAACUCCGAGGCCGACGGGGACUACUUUAGGCAUCCAGUCUGCGCGUCGGGGAUGUCGCAGUGGGCCAAGCUGGACGAGACCUACCGCAUCCGCUACGACGAUAGAGCGAUCGAGAGCAUGGGUGGCCGCUGGAUGAUCGAGCAGCCUCAGGACCUCAGCGUCGACGCCUACGGCCUCAGUCUCGCGCGGCAGCCCUCCUUCGUCUCCCUGCCGGUGAUAGGCACGCACCAGUGGGACAGCUGGUGCACCGGCGACGCGAACGCUUUCCAGCAGACGGCCACGCGGACUUUGGUAGAGAUGAAGCUGCGGGCCUGCACCUGCACAGACGACCUGGACUGCAACGGCCACGGGGUCGCGGUGGGCUCGAAGGAGUACGGCCCCAAUUGCAAGUGCUAUUGCGACAGGGGCUGGAGCGGGGACCACUGCGACUACAGGAUAUGCAGGGCGCCCGCGGUGCUGAACGCGGACCAGCCCUCGUGCCUGGAGGGCCUGAACAUCGAGCCAGGAGGGAAGUGCACCCCGGCAUGCAAAGCCAAUUAUUACCCCACGGUCGGCUCGUUGACCUGCUCAGAGUAUGGCAAUUUUAGCUCCAACGUGUUCGGCAGCUUCGCCACCUCAUUCGAGUGCGGAGAUGCCGACAUAAGCAGCCAGCUGUCGGACGCGGCGAAUCUCGGCAUCGACGUCAGCAACCUCUCGGUAGAGCCCGUCUGUGGCUCGUAUGACUGCAACAACAACGGCGUUGCCACAGGCAUGGACGCUCCCCUGGUGCACUGGCGAGUCGGUUGCACGUGGCAGCAGUUCGUCGGCCACGGUCAGUGCGUGUCGGGAUGCGUUUGCCGCCGCGGCUACGCGCCACGGAGUACACUCGACCAGGUGUUCGUCGACCUGUCCGGCCUCGUGCCCAAGGCCAGCGACCCCUGCGGCUGUUGCGCGACCUUCUUUUGGGCAGUUCGUACAGAGGUGAAGGUGGGCAUGCAGAUUUGCAGUACCGCGGCGAUCACCACGCUGAGCUGCGUGGGCCAGGCAGCCCUCAGGCCCGUGGCUCCCGCCGCUCGCCCCUGCGACAUCGACGCCGCUAUGGCCCCGACGCGCAAGGAGAAUGCUUCGCCAUGGUAUUGCAAGUGGUGCAGGCACGACGUCACGAAUCAGCCGUGGUUCAAUGCCUCUACCCUUGUCUACUGUAAGAAGUGCGGCCUGCACAAGAGCAGCUGUUUCAAGGAAAACAAAGCAGCGUCGCAGCCCAGUGUCUCGGCCAAGCAGCAGUCGCUCGCGGCCAAGGUCAAGGAGCUCGAGGCGCAGCUCACCAAGCUCCGUGAGCAUCCCCCUGGGCAUGGGUCAGCGACUACGGGUACAGGUGCGAGCCCACCAUGGGCUGCUGCGCCAGGGGAUGCCGACACCGCCAAGAGGAAUCGGAUCAAGAUGCUGGAUCAGUUGCUUCGUGUCACUACUGACCCUGCUGAUGAUGAUACUGUGGCCAAAUGGCGUGAGGAGCGGGCUAGGUUGGACGCCGAGCUCUUUCAAGAUAGGCCCAUCGAGCACCAGGCCAGGUCUUUGGCGUCACGGCUGUCCUCCGCCCGUUCGCGACAGGCUACCAUCCAGGCCACUCGCGACGAGCAGCAGAGGGAGAUCGACGAGCCCACCCGCGGCCUGGCCGACACGGACUCCAAGCUGCAGGAGGCCGCUGCGGAGGUCCUCCGCCUGGAGCAGCAGACCCGCACCGCCAUGUCGCGUGUCCAGCCGCCCGAGGGCGCGCAGCCACCGACGCUUGCGGACCUGCUGCCCACCUUCGCGGUCAGCGUGGAGCAGCUGGGCAAGGUUGCAUCAGGCCUCGGUCUCGGCGCCGACAUGGUCAAGGAGCUGCAAGCUAUGGCCGACACGGUCAGCAAGCUGCUGAGUUUGCCGCAGGCCAAGCCGCCUGAACCUGCACCUGCCCAUGAUGAUGGUGAUGAAGCUAGUGCUGAGCCACCUGACAUCGAGAUGUCUGAGCAGGAGUACCGUGAGACGCUGGGUGCAGCAGGGGUCCACGUCGAAGAGAGCGGCACCCCCGACAUCGUGCGCGAGAAGUUCAAGCGUCUUCAGCAGAGCUACUUGGACACUGUGGCCAAGAAGGCCAAGACCUCCGACCUUGACUGCGGCUCCGCCUACGUCGGUUGCGCCUGCAGCUGGGUCUUUGGCGUCCGCGGCACCACAGAGGGCUACUCCGCCUGCGCCUACGCGGUUGGCCCCUGGCAGCACGCACUGCUCACCGACCCUACCUUCGGGGAGCGGCGGCAGAGGGCACCGACCGUCUUCGGACGGCACGCACCGCUCACCGCCCUUGCCCUCGCUACGUCCAACUUCGGAGGGGUCGCUGUACUCGUGCCGACGUACAUCAUGGUCACAGCCCCACCUGACGACGGGCACAUUAUCUAUCCAGGACGAGCAGUCUGUGCACAGAUUAGCUGGGGAGUGGCUGGCGGUAUCAUAGUCGCCAGUGUUUAUCUUGUCACGUCCAUUGGCAUAUCGGGCGAAAACAUUGAGGUGUUGUGGGCCUUGGCACAGAGAGUGGCAGCAUGGAACUCACGGGGCCCCGACUGGAUCCUAGGCGGCGACUGGAACACCGACAUCGAUGCGCUAAAUGUUCGCAAUUGGGUCGGGACCAUGGCGGCCAUCCACUAUGUGCCCGACCAGCACACCUGCAUCACCGAUGAGGGCAAGAGCACCAUAUACUAUUUUGUUGUCUGUGCCAACUUAGCGUCUCGCAUCAAGGGCAAGCCAGAGGUCCAGUAUGACUCCACGGUCGUGCCGCCGCCGCACUUCCCUGUGGAGCUGCAGCUCGUGGGCGAGGAUCGCCCCACGUGGUGCCGUGUCCCUGUGGAGCCGCGUCCUUUUGCGGUGGUGCCGCCAGUUGGCUGUGCCAGACAUCCCUACCCGUGGCAUAUGCUCCAGACAGAGUUCCAACGGGUCAGCAGUGUCGAUGACCUGAGCUCGCUCUGGGACUCUGUGCUGCGGGGAGUGGACUACGAGCUGGCAGGGCGUUACGACUGCGUGGGCGCUAAGGCCAUGCAGUACAUCGGGCGCGAGGGGCCGCCGCAGUUCAAGUGGCAGCACCUGUCAUGGCAGCCGCCGCGCAGGCGUACCUACAAGGAGCCGACUGUGCUGGCCUGGGCCACGGCGAAGCGAUGGGCCCAGCACCUUGUGGCCGAGAAGAAGCGGCUGGUGAGGUACAUCGAGCGCCUCAAGCUGUGUGCUGCCGUUUGCGCCAUCACGCCGCUGCAGUACACCAAGGGCUGGCUGGCUUGGUCGAGGCUGACUUUGAGGACGUAG